ACACAGACGAUGGCUGAUUCUUACUGCCCUUGGGAGGUCCUAGUUAUCAUCUGGUGCUACAUCUGGGUACAUGUACAUCCCCAAGACUGUAUAAAAAAGACUUGUAAGUAACAUUGUACAUUGUACACUGUUCUGUCGGCCAGGCGACCACUACUUCAAUUUACACACCUACUAAUCCGACUAGCCAAGAGCUGGGUGCAAAGGACGGGGGCCAAGCUAGGGUCGGCACCACACAGAUCCAGAUCACAGUUCACAGGCCGCAUGUAGCCUUCUUUUUGGAGCCUUUCGUCCCUUGCCUUCAAAGCUAAGAACCCAUCGAAACAGAGGCGACCAAUGAACGCACAUCCCAGAGCAAUCAUCGCAGUCACACCCCCGGAACGCCCCACUAAAACCCCACUUACGAGCGCAACGCAAAGCCAAACUAAGCACGCGCCACGCACCUCACUGCCCUCACUAGCUCGAGGCGUCGUGGGCGUGGCUGAGCUUGCUCGCGACACAGCGCGCCGCAGCAAUGUCGUGGCAGCAGCGGGGCUUGCUACUCAUGGCGAUGGCCGUCGCCGCCCUCCUCCCCGACGGAGCGGUGGCGGUGGCGGCCGGGCGGUGCACGACCUCGACGCCCGUGAAGACGUACGACAAGUGCAUCGCCCUGCCGACGCAGGGCGCGACGCUGGCGUGGACCUACGACGCGCGGAACGCGACGCUGGACGCCGCGUUCACGGGCUCCUUCAUCUCGCCGUCGGGGUGGGUGGCCUGGGGCGUGAACGCGGGCGCGCCGGCGAUGACCGGGGCGCGCGUGCUCGCGGCCUUCUCCGACCCGUCCACGGGCGCGCUGCUCGCGCUCCCGUUCGUCCUCUCCCCGGACGUCAAGCUCCAGGCGUCGCCGCUCGUGUCCCGGCCGCUGGACAUCCCGCUGCUGGCGUCCUCGGCGUCGCUCCUCGCCCCCGCGCGCACCGUCCGCGACGGCGCCAAGGUGACCAUCGCCGCCACCAUCCGGCUGUCGCCGAACCGCACCAGGGUCCACUUGGUGUGGAACCGGGGGCUCUACGUGCAGGGCUACUCCCCGACCAUCCACCCCACCGACGCCUCCGACCUGGCGUCGCACGCCACCGUGGACAUCCUGACCACCGCCACCGAGGCCUCGCCCAUCGCCUCGGCCACGCUGCAGUGGCUGCACGGGUCCCUGAACGCGCUCUCCUGGGGCCUGCUCCUCCCGGUCGGCGCGGCGGUGGCCCGGUACCUGCGGCCGUGCGCGUACGCGGGGCCCGCGUGGUUCUACGCGCACGCGGCGAUGCAGGCGACGGGGUACACCCUGGGGGCGGCCGGGUUCGCGCUGGGCCUGGUGAUGGGGUCGGCGUCGCCGGGGGUGACGUACAAGCUGCACCGCGGGCUGGGCAUCGCGGCGGCGACGGCGGGGAGCCUGCAGACGCUGGCCAUGUUCUUCCGGCCCAAGACCACGAACCGGUACCGCAAGUACUGGAAGUCGUACCACCACCUGGUGGGGUACGGGUGCGUGGUGGUCGGGGUGGUGAACGUGUUCCAGGGCUUCGAGGUCAUGGGGCUCGGCGCCUCCUACUGGAAGCUUGGCUACUGCCUGGCGCUCGCCACGCUCAUGGGCGCCUGCGUCGCGCUGGAGGUGAACGCGUGGGUGCUCUUCUGCCGCAGGCAGCAGGAGGAGAAGCUCAUGAGGAGGGAGGUGGAGGACGUCGUCGUCAAGGACAGGGCAGCUGCCUUCUAGAGCUCGCUCGCUUUGCUGCCUCAGCGGUGGCGGGUUGGAUGGAGGCCGGGGCCGGUGAGAGCGAUGUCUCAAAGGAUAUCAUCAGGCACGUCCAUACUCCACAGCGGGACAAAUGGCAAGCCGUGCUCCGUUUCUUCGCAUGAUAAGAGUGUCUUUUUCCGUCCUUUCUCGAUAUAUAUAGAGAGAAGUAGAGAUUCUUGUAUAAGUUUGACUUGCAGUUACCCAACGAAAUCUAUGGUUUGUAGGAAGAUAGCGAUUUUCUGUAAAGAAAUGUACUCCCAAUUAUCUCACAAAGUAAAGAAGAGACCCUUUGUCUGACCGAUCACAGAACAGAGGUUCCUAA
Molecule: messenger RNA, 2078 nt
Organism: Setaria italica (foxtail millet)
Lineage: Eukaryota; Viridiplantae; Streptophyta; Magnoliopsida; Poales; Poaceae
Product: cytochrome b561 and DOMON domain-containing protein At2g04850
Exons: 1
Coding region: 512-1735 (407 amino acids)
Source: RefSeq, a predicted model, not a curated record